Messenger RNA from Salvia hispanica, 1118 nucleotides. NCBI's taxonomy places the organism in Eukaryota, Viridiplantae, Streptophyta, Magnoliopsida, Lamiales, Lamiaceae. The record is from RefSeq and is a predicted model, not a curated record.
CCGCCAUUGAUAUUUCUCCAAUUCGAUUGCAAUUCAAUUCAUUUCCAUAAAUUCAUCUUCCCAAAACCACUCUUCAUUCCAACAUCACUCAUUCCGAAAUGAAACCGGUUCUGCCAACACAUUUUCGUGAUUUGUUCCAUUACUCCAGCUGCUUCUAUCUCUUCUCCUCCACCCUUUAGUUGCAGAAUUUUUGCUAUGGAUUUGAACAGCUUCCGAUCCUUCAUAUCGGAUUCCGGAAUUGAUGUCUGGACUUGCAUCGACAUGGCAAUAUCCGUGGCGUCUGCUGAUCAUGAAGUCGAGCUCCGGAAUCGGAGAGACGGAAUUGUCGAGAAGCUUUUCGCGCCGCCGUGUCAGAAUUGUGUGGAGAAGAAGGAUGAGAUCGAUCAGCAAAGUCUAGGUCUAAUUGAUGAUGAGGCAGAUGAGCAGAGGAAGAUUCUGGAAAUCAGGAAUCUUCUAGAUGAUCAUAGCCAGAAUGAGAGAUAUUUGAUUGAGAUGCUUCAGAGGCUUUUGGAGAUGAAUACUAGUUUUAUAACUCUCAAGAAUACUGAGAUAGGAAGACAUGUAACUAAACUGCGAAAGCAUUCAUCCAGUGAAGUUCGAAGACUGGUUAAAAUUGUUAUCAGAAAAUGGAAGGAGACUGUUGAUGAGUGGGUGAAACAGAAUACACCUAUAGAAGAAGAAGAAGUAGCCACUGAAUUCAAUGGUGAUGCAAGAAGUCAUCCAAAUCCACCAAAGCAGAGGAAGGCAAGGGAUAAUGGGGUGUUACUGAAUCAUGAAGGUUAUCAAGAAUCUCAAUAUGCCAAGAAACAAGUGAAGGAUAUUUCAAAACUCAAGAAUUCGGUUGUUUCCAACAAUGGAGGCAGAGGCAGUGUCCUUAUCAUCAACUGAUUAUAAAAAGAAAAAUGCAUUGAUUCUUGUAAUAGUUGGAGAAAGAUUCAAAGAAGAUAGAAUAGAGAGAGAGAGAGAGAGAGAGAGAGAGAGAGAGUCCCAUGUGAUUUUGUAGAGGUGAAUGAAUGUGGUUUAAUGGACAAAUUGCUGCAACUGUACAUGAAUGAGUAACUCACAUGAAAUAAAUUUAAUGUCACACAAUGUUGAUGAGAGGACAAAAAUUUCAGCUA